Molecule: messenger RNA, 3393 nt
Organism: Aspergillus alliaceus
Lineage: Eukaryota; Fungi; Ascomycota; Eurotiomycetes; Eurotiales; Aspergillaceae
Product: putative membrane bound cation transporter
Exons: 10
Coding region: 669-2882 (737 amino acids)
Biological process (GO): intracellular calcium ion homeostasis; calcium ion transmembrane transport
Cellular component (GO): fungal-type vacuole membrane
Molecular function (GO): calcium:proton antiporter activity
Source: RefSeq, a predicted model, not a curated record
CUUUACCCUACAGGGAGAGUGAUGUAUGACAACAAUGAACGCCUCCUUACAUAGUCAAGUCAGAAAAAGCAAAAAAAAAGGAACUAAUCCUUUGUGGGACCAGACUCCCAAAGUUGAGUUCCCCCCGAUCGAUUUCUAAAGAUGGUACCGUGCCAGGGCAGGAUCCCGCAAGAAGGAUGGAAAGCUACUCUGGGAAAACGAGAAGAAAACAGGAGAUAGAAGACUUCUCGGAGAUAAGGCCAAAAGAUGAUGACAGAAUACCCGACCGUCCAGCAUUCUCCGAUCAGAUUACGAUAGGGCCGACCAAUUCAAUUAUCCCUAGGUAUUAACAGCAGACGUGGCGUAGGGUGUCCGCUCCCAACCAAACGUCUCUCAUUCCAACCAUGAAUUUAUUUUUAACGGCGUCCUGGACCAUGGAUCCAAAUGGGUUCCGCAUUACGAUGAUCAUUCCGUCUUGGCAAGCAUCAUUAGUUGCGAAGCACUUCCCGCCAAGGGCUCUUAAAACUGAGGCAAAUCUCCGGAGUAUCCCCUGAAGCUUGUCCUGUUCCUUCUCCCUUUUCCUUUUCCUUCCUAUUCUUUUUAUAUUUCUGCAAUAAUUUGCAAUUACUGCCCAGGGAUUCUGACCUAGUCCCCUGCCCCCGUGACCACCGAUCUCUGGUUCUGAAUUUAUGCACCGGAUUCACUCGUGGGCGAAAGCUCACGCGUCCUCUCGUGGUUCUGCUCCUGAGACCCAGACUCCUUCUAACACCCUUCGUCCUCCAUCCACUUCCGGAGUGACUGCACCCACCGAACAACAUGGAAAAGUGAAUGAAUCUGCCGGGACCCCGGCAAGCUCGGGGUCGAAUCCUGAAAAAUCCGAUGGGGAACAAGAGUCCCCUCCUAACCGAGGCCUUCUCGUCCGUAUGAAGGAUGGCAGCAUCCGGUUCUGCAGUCAUACGAAGAAUGCCCUGUGCCACAGCUGGGUCAAUGUGCUGCUCGUAUUCGUGCCGGUUGGCAUCACCGUCCAGGCUGUCGGGUUAAGCCCGGCGGUGAUUUUUGCCAUGAAUGCAAUCGCCAUCAUUCCUCUGGCCGGUAUAUUGAGCCAUGCGACCGAAUGUGUCGCCAGUCGACUGGGAGAUACCGUCGGUGCUCUCAUUAACGUCACUUUCGGAAACGCAGUAGAAUUGAUCAUCUUCAUUAUUGCUCUCGUCAAGAAUGAAAUCCGCGUCGUACAGGCUUCCCUGCUGGGCUCCAUUCUAGCAAAUCUACUGCUUAUCAUGGGAAUGGCCUUCCUCCUGGGAGGUCUCCGCUUUCAGGAACAAAUCUACAAUAGUACUGUUACUCAGAUGAGUGCAUGUCUGCUUAGCUUGAGUGUCAUGAGUCUGCUUUUGCCGACCGCGUUCCAUGCCUCGUGGUCGGACAAGGCAGUAGCUGAUCGAUACACCCUGAAAGUCAGUCGCGGCACCAGUGUGGUUUUGCUUCUAGUCUACGUCCUGUACAUUAUCUUCCAACUGAAGUCCCACUCCUACCUCUACGCCAGUAUCCCACAACAGAUCAUCGACGAAGAAUCUCACCCGGGUGUGCUGGCCGAUUUUAUGAACCAUUCAUCGGAUUCUUCGACCAGUUCGUCCGACGAAUCGGACGAUACCACAACUUCAUGGACCACCGCUAAGCGGAUCAAGAGGGCUAUGAAAUACCGCAGACAUCGGAAAUCGAGUACGAGCUCCAAGGGCACUGCCUCCACCCCAUCGUUCCGCAAGCAGGCUCUGGCGGAAAUGCCAUCCACGGGAAGCAGUGAGGCGCCUGGUUCCGUUCGCCGUUCGACCUCGAACCCCACAGAUGAUCCAUCAUCCUGUUCCAUUGUUAUCGACGAUGACACCCGCUACGAGGCAGAUAAUGACGCAAACCCUUUCGAACCUCAAUUCCGAGACUUCGGCCAGGAGACAAGUGCGGUCAAGCUCUCCAAGAAAGAACUCAAAGCCAAACGGCGCGAGAUGCGGAAGCAACAAAAGCUGGCGGAGAAGGAAAAUGAGAAGAACGUGGCGGAGAGUGUCACCAAGACACGACCACUGAAAGCCCGCCCGUCGGAACCCCCCCUCGAGUUGAACCCAACGGACAAGGACCUCGAGGAUCCAAAUCUGCCUAAGGGACGCUCCCUUUUCCGCCCUGCCAUCCCAUCGCUGCUGUCGAAUACUGUCUUCUCAAGUUCCCAAACCCCUUAUAAUGUUCGAAGUGAUCCGUCCGGAAACUUGCAUGGCCUUCGACGCACUAACUCUCUGCCUACACAAAUGAAUCGCCCUCCACCCGUUGGAAAUGCGGUUCAAUUCGCCCGAGGCGCAGCCCGCAUGCCCACGGCCGUUAACCCCCAGACCUUACAACCACCGCCGGAAAGUCAGGAGCCGGAAAUGUCGCGUACAACCGCCGUGAUCAUGUUGCUUCUCUCUACAGGUCUCGUCGCCGUCUGUGCAGAGUUCCUCGUGGAUGCAAUUCCUCAGAUGAUCAAAAGCUCGUCAGUCAGCGAGGCCUUUAUCGGUCUGAUCAUUCUCCCCAUAGUAGGCAACGCCGCGGAGCACGUCACCGCGGUCAGUGUCGCCACUAAGAACAAGAUGGAUCUAUCAAUCGGUGUAUCAGUUGGUAGUAGUAUCCAAAUUGCCAUUUUCGUCACCCCUCUGGUCGUCAUUAUCGGCUGGUGUAUGGACAAAGACAUGUCCUUGUACUUUACUCUCUUCGAGACCAUCUGUCUCUUCGUCACGGCUUUUGUGGUGAACUUCCUGGUGCUGGAUGGUCGCAGCAACUACCUUGAAGGCGCCCUCUUGAUCGCCGCUUAUGUGAUUAUCGGUGUUGCUGCAUUUUUCUAUCCACCCGCCAGUGAAUCCAGUGACGUUGCUAGUGCUGGGCAUUAGUUACGCAGCACAUUCCGACAUAGUUGACGCUAGAAUGGAUACUGUCGGAAUUCCCUUUCCUGUUUUCCACAACGCAUACGAAGUUUAAUGUAAUCCUUGGAUAACUUUCUUGUACCAUGACAGGGAAAACGGGGUUGGUUGAUAUGGGACAGAGGUGGACUGGGCGGCGUUGGUACUACCGCCAGAAUGAAUUUUGCUUCUCUGAACAACAGAUAGUUGGACGGCGAUUUCUACUUCUCUAUCACAUAUUUUCGAUUUCCUAUCACAUACUCUGUACGCUUCAGUUUGCCAUUUUUAGUCAGGGUGCAUAUUUCUAUCAGAAUAUCUAGUUGUCUGGGACGCUGAAACAAGUUGCACCAUACUAUCUGUGUGUUGUAAAUUCCAUACGCUGGUCCUGUUAUUGUUGCAAGCGAAAUAAUGGCAUCGCGCGUGAAUAAAUAUUACCCUCUUUAUAGAUGAGCUUGUUCUACCUAGCUAAUUAUAUCAACUUCUGCGUCUCGCCAACAUUGCC